AAUAUGUUGAUAAUAAUCCGAGAGUGUUACAGCUUGUAGACAUUAGCAGGAUCCCUCGGAAGAUGCAGGGGCUGGUUGCGCAUUUGUCGGCUCGUCAGUUUCCGGAAGUGGGCAUUGAAGCCAGGAUCAACUUGGAUGGACGAAUAGCUUAAAGCUUUGUAUUCCUUUGAUGCUGAGCAGAUGUGCGUGCUCUCGUGAGUUAGAUUCCGUUUCAGCAGGGAAGACAGAAUAACAGUCCUGGACCGAUAGUUUCUUGCUGAUGGACUUGGUAAAUUAGAAGAUUUUCUUGGUUAGUUUUUUGGCAAGAGUGUACCGUACAAGUUGGUACUCAAGAAAUGUGAUCUUGGACCAUUAGCUGGCUAAUUGUCGUGAGCUUAGGAGUACAAAUUCUUUCCGGAAUGGAUUCUAGGAGGAUGCCAGGUCAUUCUGGGUCACGGACUGGAGGUACCAGUACCCCCGGUUAUCCCAUCUCCAUGAGGAUACCGGAGCCAGGCACAUUCAGCAAGCGUUUCCCCAGCACAGUCUCCACUUAUGCCACCGAGGAAGAGGACGGGAGUGACUCCAUCAUCGCCAUGGGGAUGGGACUAACGGCUGUGGGGGUGGUGUGGACCCUCGCCUCGUUGCUGGCCACCUGCCUGUGCUGCGCGGGCUUCGUCUUCCCCUACUGGAUUGCGGGCGCCACGCUGGACGGGCGGCACGUGUUCCACUUUGGUCUGUUCCGGCGCUGCAACUACCCGACUGCCAACGGCGAGAUCGCCCUUGGCUGCGGUCGCUACUCGAGCUUUGAGGACAUACCCACGCUGUCGUGGCAACUGGGCACCCUCCUGAUCGGCGCCGGGUGCCUGGUGUCCAUGCUGGUGGCCUUCACCGGUGUCCUGGCAUGCUGCAUGAAAGAUUUGGUGACGCAGAAAGUUGGAAGGGUGGCGGGAGUUCUUCAACUCUUUGCUGCUUGCCUCGUGGGAGCAGGCUGCGCCCUGUACCCCAACGGCUGGGACCAUCCCCAAGUCAAGAUGGUGUGCGGUGAGGUGUCAGGGGCGUAUCAACUCGGUGAGUGCAAGAUCUCCUGGGCCUACCUGGUGACCGUCGGUGGGUGUGUCCUGCUCCUGCUGUCUGCCCUCCUUUCCUGCCGGGCCGGGCGGAGGAAGCUGGAGGCCUACAGGGUUUAACCGCGCCCCUUUGCUUCGGGAGUCCUGAUUGGACCAUGAGGAGCCCCUCCUCAACAAGCCCCUCCCCUAUAUCAUUGCCCAGCUACAUGUAGCUUGCCAUUGUGUUAAGACUGUGUGCUAUUUCGCCCCCUCCGUUCACUUCACCUGCGAGGUGAAGGCACUCUACCGACUAAUAGAGUAGAAAUCGGGGGACAAGUCGUGGAGGUGUUUCUCCUGGUUUUAGACUGCUCGACCAGUUACCAGAUAACCAGAAACUCAAUCUGCACGUUAAGGUUUUCAGAAAUAUCUCUGGGAGAGAAAAAAAGUGAAUAUUUUCUCCAAGUUUUCUUUGAGGAAGCGAGGGGAUGUCCACAUUAAAGGUACAUGUACUUGUAUGUAGUAUUAAACAGUGGUCCGUCCAGCGGUGCACGCAUCAGUAAUCUCUAGCUGACCCACGCAGCCCAGACGUACAUCAGUCAUUGGUGGCUGGAAAAGACCUUGGUGCCCCAGUGAUGUAUCAAGCCUUGGGUGGGGAGGGGGCGGAGUCUUUUCUGGAAACGGAGGUUCAAAUUGUUUUCAGCCGCAAAGUAAUAAUUCCCCCACCCAACACACAGGUGUUAGUACUGAUGUGAACAUGAUGGGGGGGCGGAGGGCUUGCCCCUGCGGCUUUUCUCACUGAAUGCACUACCAGGGAGUAAGCCUUCAAGGUUUUUGUGAAUUGGCAAAAGUGUCAGAAAAAUUCAGCUGGGCACACUCUCAACCAUCAGAACUGCACAUCGUACAAGUGGUAACCACUAUGCCAUUUUGACAAAGAUUUCAAGGCCGUUUCAUGCGAUAAUCAUCCUCACCGUCAAGUUCACAUGCACCGUAACUCAAGAUGUAUCUGGUACAGUUGCUGUCACCAAUUCCUUGCCUGCUGUAAUCGUGGCGGAUCGGGGGAGGUUGACCAUAUGGUCAUGUGGUACCGGUGCUUUGACGGCCUUUGAUUGGGCCCAAUUCUAUUUGCACACGAGCACCGAAUGUAGGAUGUCAGUUGAGUUCAGAUGUUGUCGACGGAAUUGUCGGUUCUUGUCCAAAGUAUUUUUUUAUCAGAGUAUUGAAAAUAGUUUACCAAAAGAAUUGCCCUUUGCAUGCGUACAAGCCCAGGUUUUUAUAUGGGGAAUGAUCUGAAAUCAUAGCAUUAGCAGACCUGUACAUUUUAGCUUUCUGUAUAUAUUGUACCCUUGAAUAUAUCACCGUUCUUUGUAAUCUUUUAUUUUGUAUUUAUUGGACUUACAAAUAUUACCUCUUUAUAUCUCGUGUAUAGUCUUGUGUUCUAAAAGUAGACUCCGUAUACUGUAUUUUCCGAACUAUUUUUCAUACAAAAGGUACCGUAUAGGUCAUGUUCUGUGAUGUAACAGUGGUAAUUAUCGAUGUCAAAGAUGUCCUGUUUACUUGUACAUGUAUGCGGCUUUUCAGAACCUGCGUUUUAGGUUGUGUAAUGCAGAAUGAUAUUCAAGGAAGGAGGAUUAUGUUGUGAAUAAAUUGAGAAAGACAUGGAA
Acanthaster planci (crown-of-thorns starfish) is the source of this 2686-nucleotide messenger RNA. RefSeq names its product LHFPL tetraspan subfamily member 6 protein-like. Gene Ontology annotation, cellular component: membrane. The record is from RefSeq and is a predicted model, not a curated record. Lineage: Eukaryota; Metazoa; Echinodermata; Asteroidea; Valvatida; Acanthasteridae.